Molecule: messenger RNA, 2531 nt
Organism: Amoebophrya sp. A25
Lineage: Eukaryota; Dinophyceae; Syndiniales; Amoebophryaceae
Source: the annotation of a GenBank genome assembly
GAAAUGGAGGUCAAACUUCUACGUCAACAACCUCCCCUGGUCAACAUGAUACAACAAGUGGUAGUGGCCACACUUCUUCGAGAACAGCUUUCUUGGUAAGCGUGUGGCAGCUUGUCUUUUCGAUGCUACGCGCAGUCAAGUGUCCCCUUGACAUUGGACUUUCGUCUGGUGGCACAACGUCUCCUACAACAACUUCGCAAGAACUGAAGAACAAGGUGGUCAUCCCACUGAUGGAGAAGGUGGAAGAGUCUUCUGGAGACGAGGAGGGAGAAGAAGGAGAACAAACAUCCUCGACGAAGAUGUCCUGCGGUGCAUGUUCACCAAGUUUGGCGAUAGAUAGUUCCUUCACCCUAGCCGAUGCAAAGUCCUUUACCCGUGUCGCCGUCCGUUUAUCUGACGCUGCGCUCUCGACCCUUGUCGACAGCUUUCUCCACGAAUUUUUAAAGGAAUUCCAAACUUUCACAGAACAAGUGACCACACCAGAACAACGCGCGAUGUUUGUGGAAACUGCACUGCCUGUGCGAGCGGGGUCGUCGUCGUCACAGAACAAGAAGAAUCAACAUAAUAAAGCUGUAGAAGAGAAUCAAGACUGCUUACAAGAUUUCGAUGAGAUUGCGCCAACAGUAAUCACCGACUUGCUAGCGAAGGACAAUCUCGUGUCUCAGGCUGAAACUUUUCUCUACCUGGGUAUUCCAGAAGACGCAGGAUCAGAUAAUAUCUCAUUGUUAAAAGCUGUGAUUUCCUCCACGAUUGUAAGCGAAAACCCAAAAAGACAACGUCAUAAAACUCCGACUAGUACUAUAACUACGACCGCCCCUGCUGCUUCUGGUAAGAGUGAAGGGAAAACAACUGCACCAAGAAUGCGCCCUCUUUCUCUCAAAGCAGUAGCAGAAGUAGUGCGUUGCAGUCGCUUGCCGAUUGUCGAGGACAUCGUGGUAAGGCUGUCAGAACGCCUUCGAGCCGCAGAAUUUCUCAAGUCUGAGAAAGGCAACCUCGUCUUCCAGCAUUUCCGCUUACGGCAACUGCUGGAAAUGUACCUAACGGACUUGCUGUCGAAUAGUUUCUUCGUUCGGUAUUUGAAGACACACAGAAGUCGAUGCUGUGCAGCUUCUGGGAUGAAUGGCUAUCAGGCUUGGAAAACUCUAGACGCUUUUUACGUAAAGCAUUUGGUGAAUACGGUGUUUUUACCGAGGCAAAUACAGCGUGCACGCGAGUUGCAUGCGAAAGCUGUAAAAGCAGGAGACGAAGGCAUGGCCGCUUUGGAAAUCAAAUUCUCGCUUCGCAAGACAGCACGCGUAAUCGAGCUUGGGAUCACACGAGACGAAUCUUCUUCGCAGAUCAGUUUUCAAUUAGUCGAAAACUUUCCUUUAGGGGCCUUGGCGGAAGCUAGUCCUAGCUUAGGCUUAGGAGGAGGAGCAGGAGGCUCCUCGUUUGGUCAACAAGGUUCAGGAUUCUCAAACUCCACCAGCAACACCAACAUGAUGCUCCAUUAUAGUCCCCGCACAGGCGCUGGCGCACAGCAAUCUGGUUCUAGUACUGCUUCUCCAGUGCAAUUGGUAAAAAUGGAAGCAAAUUGGAGUUUACUCGAUGGUGCUGGAGGAACUGCUUCUGCUAUUGGGGUGUUAGGAAUUCCAGCAGCGAAAUGCAGAAAAUGGGAGAUAGCCGCUCGUGCUGAUGCGGACUCGACUUGCCUUUUCCCGGAAUUGGUUUUAUGAGUUCAAUUUGAUGUCUUUUCCUUGAAGUAGAAGUUUCUCACCCUCUCGAUAAAUAAAGAACAACAAGAGAUGAUUCGAUUUCAAUUACUUAUAUCAUUGUUUUUUUCAGCAGGUGCCGGUGGAACUCGUUGUGCAGGAUCCAUAACCUUAACCUAACCUAACCAGUUCAAGAGCCAGGGCCGUUCUUCUGAUCAUUUCAAUAAAAAUUCUUUCUUCCUCUAAUAAGCAUGAACAGUUGGUUGGCGAAUAUCUCAUCUCACUUCGAUGGCGUGGAGGAUUGCAUGAUAUGUUACUCCGUAAUCGACACCAAGACUGGAGAAUUACCGAGAAAAGCCUGUCCAACGUGUAAAAAUGUCUUCCAUGCACGCUGUCUGCAGAAGUGGUUCAUGAGCAGCGCGAAGACGAAAUGCCCCUUGUGUAAGCAGGAUUGGGUGAAAUGAGCUCGGAAGCUCCCUUGGGAGGGGAAGGAGGAAAUAGAGUGGGAAAAGAAGACAUCUCGCCGAUGUGAGAAUUUUUCUCUUCAAAUAAUCUCACGCCAACCACCUGAAGAUGCUAAUCUUCUUCAAAUUUUAUCGCCAGGAUGCGAUUGUGUUUGUGAUCUAAUGACAUCAAGAGUAACAACUGGCAUUCUCGAUGCCAUGAUACUUGGCAAAACUACUUUGGCGACUCGAAGACUUUUUCAAAAUGUUCAUGUCGAUGUCGCUUGACGUCAACAGAAUAUACUUACACCGAGUUGUUGGACCUUUAUUGACGAGAACUUUAUGGUUGCUGGCCAACAUUGGACUUUGUUCAAAGGCAUAAGCCUGAAACUCCUAC